Messenger RNA from Pistacia vera, 1262 nucleotides. RefSeq names its product COP9 signalosome complex subunit 6a. The transcript is spliced from 9 exons. Gene Ontology annotation, cellular component: COP9 signalosome. Bases 49 to 969 code for a protein of 306 amino acids. Gene Ontology annotation, biological process: protein deneddylation. Gene Ontology annotation, molecular function: metallopeptidase activity; protein binding. NCBI's taxonomy places the organism in Eukaryota, Viridiplantae, Streptophyta, Magnoliopsida, Sapindales, Anacardiaceae. The record is from RefSeq and is a predicted model, not a curated record.
CGCUCACAUUCUCUUUAACAGAGACGAAGAAGAAGAGGGGGAAGAGGAAUGGCGUCAUCGUCGAGCAGUGGAUUAACAUUCAAGCUACAUCCGCUUGUGAUAGUAAACAUAUCGGACCACUACACAAGAGUAAAAUCUCAGAUGAAUCCUCCUUCCGCUACUUCUAACAACGGUACCCAGCCACGUGUCUACGGAUGCGUUAUAGGUAUUCAAAGAGGACGCACCGUUGAGAUCUUCAACAGUUUUGAGCUUCUCUAUGAUUCUUCCACUCACUCCCUCGACCGUGCUUUCCUCGAGAAGAAGCAAGAGCUUUAUAAGAAGGUUUUCCCGCACUUCUAUAUACUUGGAUGGUAUUCUACAGGAAGUGAUGCUGAGGAAUCUGAUAUGCAUAUUCAUAAAGCUUUAAUGGAUAUCAAUGAAAGCCCCGUUUAUGUCCUUCUUAAUCCUGCCAUCAAUCAUGCCCAAAAAGAUCUCCCUGUCACUAUCUACGAAAGCGAGCUACAUGUCAUAGAUGGGAUUCCACAGCUUAUUUUUGUUCGUUCAAGCUAUACUAUUGAGACAGUAGAAGCUGAAAGGAUCUCAGUUGAUCAUGUUGCACAUUUAAAACCCUCUGAUGGAGGUUCAGCAGCAACUCAGUUAGCUGCUCACCUUACUGGCAUACAUAGUGCUAUCAAGAUGCUUAAUAGCAGAAUCAGGGUACUUCAUCACUAUCUCCUUGCAAUGCAGAAAGGUGAUAUUCCUUGUGAGAAUUCUUUGCUAAGGCAAGUGUCAAGCCUCCUGAGAAGAUUGCCAGCCAUUGAAUCAGAAAAAUUCCAAGAUGAUUUUUUGAUGGAAUAUAAUGAUACACUGUUGAUUGCUUACUUGGCUAUGUUCACCAACUGUGCAAGUACGAUGAACGAGUUGGUGGACAAAUUCAACACUGCAUAUGACAGGCACAGUCGUAGGGGUGGACGGACUGCAUUUAUCUGAAAGCUGCUUGCUCUUGUUUUUGGGGAUUUGCUGACUAGUUAAUUCCCUCGCUGCAGCUGUUAUUUAUGAGUGCAGAGCAAAUAGAAGCCUAGGAAUUAUAUUGCCGGACCUUAGACAACUCAAAAAAGAAAUAGAAACCUAAUUAUUUUUUUCAUUUUUUCCCUUGUUCUGUUCUGGAUUUGCAUAUUGCACUGUUUACUUGUUUUUCUCCUCGAGGUGGAAAGAGUUGGCCCUGCCUGCUGCUUAGUGCGUGGGCUCUUGCAUAUCCACUUCCUAUUUGGCGUAUUAUAAUA